AUGACAUCAGGAAGUAGGUCUAGAUCUCUAUUUCUUUUACUUCAAGCAUUCAUGAACAUUUUGUAUGAUGUCAGUGCUCUGGAAGUAAAAUCAUCAUUCACUUAUCCAAGUGACAAUAUUAAAGGGAGAAGUGCAAUUCUCAACUGUGCCUGGACUACUAGUGGCAGUGAAGAAGCUGGUGUAGUAAAUAUCAAGAAAAAUGACACAAACUAUUUCACAUGCACUGUUUAUAGAACUAACUCAUACUCAUGUCUCAAAGGUUUCCCAACACUUCCAGACAAAUUCACGACAACUGCUAAUGGAGUGGGAAAUAUUUCAAUGAAUAUUGGCAACUUGGAAUGUUUAGAUGAAGGAACAUAUAGCUGUCAAGUUAUUCUGUUUCAACCAACUGGUCUAGUUCAACAAGGAGACACAGUUUUAAGAAUAAAAAUACCUCCAUCAAGUCCAGCAUUAAUUAUUGUCCAGACUGAGAUUGUAGAAAACUCAAACAUUAAUGUCUCAUGCACUGCAACUCUGGGCUAUCCAAACGUUGGGCAGAUUGUUUGGAAAACUUACCAUAAUGGAAUACAAUUUACUCCGUCACCUGAUGACAUUACUAUUAGUAGUACCAAUGUUGUCCUGCCUGGAGAUGACAAAUGUACAGUACGGAAUCGAAGCAGUGUUCUUCUGAAAACCAGCAGAAACAACCCUAAUAUCAGUUUAGCUUGUUUUGUUAUCAAUCUAGAUUUCCCGCCUUCAUCCCAAGACGUCUGCACCAAUCCAACAACCCAGUGGUGUAGCUUGACUAACACUGUCAAUAUUGUUUAUCCAGUAUCCAACAUACAAUCGACCAUAGUGCCAAGCACUGCACUCUAUGAAGGAGAUGACAUAUUCUUAAGAUGUUCUGUUGAAGGAAAUCCUUUACCAACUUUUACUUGGACUAAAGUGGAUGGCAAUAGAACACUGACAAGUGACACCUAUGGAUUAGUCAGUUAUAUGAUAUUAACGAAAUUGAAUCAAACCACUGAUCCUGGCGACUACAUUUGCACAGCUUCCAAUGUAGUGAAAGGUGUGCCCUACAAAAUUUCAAGAACUAUUACACUCAUUAUAAAUAAAGCCACCACAACUAUUUCAUCUACAACAAAAACAACAAACAUAUUAACCUGGACUAUACCAACAACAGAAACUGAACUACCAACUAUUAGUAUAGAAGAUGUUGCUGACACUAACAGUAACACAGGUUCCAUGAUAGCAAUGGGUGUUAUUUUAUCUGCAAUCAUAAUUGUACAGUUUAUUAUCAUCAUCUUUCUGCUGCUUAAACGUCAAGGUAAUCAUCUGACUGAGAACAAAUCGAACAAAAUUGAACAGAAAAAGCAGAAUCCACCAGAAAGAGAAUCCCACCACUAUGAUUAUAUUGAUUAAUUACAUUAUAUAAGUGAUAUUUAAGCUAGGAGAGAGAGAGAGAGAGAGAGAGAGAGAGAGAG
Biomphalaria glabrata is the source of this 1463-nucleotide messenger RNA. RefSeq lists its product as uncharacterized. The record is from RefSeq and is a predicted model, not a curated record. Bases 1 to 1401 code for a protein of 466 amino acids. NCBI's taxonomy places the organism in Eukaryota, Metazoa, Mollusca, Gastropoda, Planorbidae. The transcript is spliced from 10 exons.